AAGCCAACCCACUGAACAACAGUCCUGUGCUGGAAUGCGCCGCUGCUCGCUCUGGAGGGAAGAGUGUGAAGUUAUGGCUUUAACAUGGCCGAUAAAGGUCCUUUUUUAACUUCUUGCAUCAUUUUCUACCUCUCGAUCGGUGCCGCGAUUUUCCAGAUUUUCGAGGAGCCAAACUGGAAAGCGGCCAGAGACAAAUAUAUUGAGCAGAAGGAAAACAUCUUGAGGAGCAACAACGUCACAAAGGAAACCCUAGAUGAGAUACUGAAGAUUGCGUCUGAGGCCGCCGGCCAAGGUGUGGCUAUUACGGGGGACAAUCACCGCAACACAUGGGACUGGGGCAAUUCUGUUAUCUUUGCUGCCACCAUCGUCACGACUAUAGGUUAUGGUAAUGUUGCUCCCAAGACCAAAGCUGGCCGCGUGUUUUGCAUCCUGUAUGGCCUGUGUGGGAUCCCUCUCUGCCUGGUGUGGAUAAGCACACUGGGAUCUUUCUUUGGAGACCGGGCGAAACGACUGUCUGGGAUUCUGAUAGAAAAGGGUGUUUCAGUGAAAAAGGUCCAGCUCACAUGCACUGCCAUAUUCCUCCUAUGGGGUUUGCUGGUGCACUUGGUGAUCCCUCCGCUUGUUUUUAUGUCUGUGGAAGGAUGGAGUUAUCUAGAAGGGAUUUACUUCUCCUUCAUCACACUUACAACAGUUGGCUUUGGAGAUUAUGUGGCAGGUGUAAAUCCUGAUAUUGAAUACCCAAAACUCUACAGGAUAAUGGCAGAGUUAUGGAUGUAUAUGGGAUUGGCCUGGCUGUCUUUGUUCUUUAGCUGGAAUGUCCACAUGGUUGUGGAAGCUCACAAAGUGCUGAGGAAGAAACGACAGCAUAGGCACAGGAACAGACCCUUGUACAUGGAGCCAGAAGAGCAACAACAGAAGCAAAAACCAGACGUGAGGCCGACUGUCGUCGACAUCUUCAACUUCCUUUCCGAGAAGGACGAAGACUACAGCACAGUCAUCAAAGAGAUCGGAAUUAAUGCAAGGAAAAGGAAACCAGCACCAAUACAGAACAUAAACCGCUCCAAGAGCUGCAGUGACAUUUUGGCCAAUCACAUCCAGACCUUGGAGCACUCACCACGGCACAAGAGACACAUCAGUUUAAGUGAGGUGUUUGCAAAUGCAAUGGUGGACGAAAGUAAACAGGAAGAAGAGGAAAACAUCAAGGAACCCACGUCAGAAGCGUGUGAAAUAACAGACCGUGAGGAAAAUAGAAAUUAUGGCUCCUCUGAAUCAGUAAAUGAUGGGAUCACCUUCACAGUGCCAGACAAAGAUGCUGCAGAAGAAGAGAAAGUGCAGCAUCCUGAUGGUGGGGAGACUCGAUUUACAAUUUCUAAGGUGGCAGAAAAUAGUAUUUCUAUAGAUGAAAAAGGAUGAUACAUGCUUGCUCCCUGGCAAAACAGAAAACAGUAUUUUCAGUUGUAUUUGAUGGUGCGCUCACAAAUAAUGAUGGGAAGUUUGGCUCUUUUCAGAGCCGGCUCUUGUGUCUCCCAAAAGGUUAGUUGUUUUUCGUCUGUAGCCUCCUAUUUUAGCUUAAACUUGGCAACUCAGAACAUUUUAUAUGUUUAGAAAUCUUUUUUGCAUUCAGUGUUUAGAAACCGUCUUAAAAACUGCCUCACAUAAUCAAUGCCAACGUUGAUUAUAUUACACAUGGAUUUUAAGAUUGUUUAAUACAUUUUCUUUUUAUUCCUGUAUUUAUUACGUGCUGUAACAUCACCUUGUCAACGAGACCAGAGAUGGAAGUUAGUUAGCGACUAUAAUCUCAUGUAUUGUAAAUGUUCAUUAAUAUGGAUUGUCCCAUUUUUAAAAAUAAACUUGAACUUAUGAUGGA
Messenger RNA from Poeciliopsis prolifica (blackstripe livebearer), 1867 nucleotides. Its product is annotated as potassium channel subfamily K member 5-like. The transcript has 5 exons. Gene Ontology annotation, biological process: potassium ion transmembrane transport; stabilization of membrane potential. NCBI's taxonomy places the organism in Eukaryota, Metazoa, Chordata, Actinopteri, Cyprinodontiformes, Poeciliidae. The record is from RefSeq and is a predicted model, not a curated record. The coding region runs from base 85 to 1413 and encodes 442 amino acids. Gene Ontology annotation, molecular function: potassium ion leak channel activity. Gene Ontology annotation, cellular component: membrane.